Molecule: messenger RNA, 1932 nt
Organism: Dovyalis caffra
Lineage: Eukaryota; Viridiplantae; Streptophyta; Magnoliopsida; Malpighiales; Salicaceae
Source: the annotation of a GenBank genome assembly
AUGGCUAAAAUGGUGGUCUUAAGACACAUUGCUUUAAAGAGAUCCAUAUCAACUUUUCCUUCUCUCUCUCAGAGAAUUAAACAAACAGAAAAUGAAAUAGUUGAAAUGUUCAAGGUACCUAGUUCAAAGGAUGAAGGGCAACACUUGCCGAUGAAUAGGAACUUGUCGAGGAAAGACCCUUCGGUUAGGACAUUAGAUGAGAGGUUUAUAAGGAUUUUGAAGAUAUUUAAGUGGGGAACUGAUGCUGAAAAGGCUUUGGAAGUGCUCAAGUUGAAAGUGGAUCAUCGGUUGGUUCGUGAGGUUUUGAAGAUAGAUGUUGAGAUUAAUGUUAAGAUUCAGUUUUUCAAGUGGGCUGGCAAGAGGAGAAAUUUUGAGCACGAUUCAUCUACUUAUAUGCCUUUAAUCUGUUGCUUGGAUGAAUGUGGGUUAUAUGGUGAAAUGUGGAAGAUGAUCCAAGAAAUGGUCAGGAGCCCGACGUGUGUCAUUGGUCCGGCUGAUUUGUCUGAAGUUGUGAAGAUAUUGGGCAAGGCCAAGAUGGUGAAUAAGGCACUUUCUGUCUUUUACCAGAUAAAGAGUCGCAAGUGCAAACCAACGACAAGCACCUACAACUCUAUGAUUUUGAUGUUGAUGCAAGAAGGGCAUCAUGAAAAGAUUCACGAGCUUUACAAUGAGAUGUGUAAAGAGGGCAACUGUUUUCCAGACACCGUGACAUAUAGUGUGCUUAUUUCGGUGUUUGGGAAAUUGGGCCGUGAUGAUUAUGCUAUAAGGUUGUUUGACGAGCUGAAGGAGAAUGGCUUACAUCCAACUGCAAAGAUUUAUACUACCUUGUUGACAAUUUACUUCAAGUCGGGUAUGGUUGAGAAAGCUUUAGGUUUGGUGCAAGAGAUGAAAGAUAAGGGCUGUGCACCUACUGUCUUCACUUACACUGAGUUGAUUAGGGGACUAGGAAAAGCUGGGAGGGUUGAAGAUGCUUACAGUGUAUUCUUGAAUAUGUUGAAGGAGGGUUGUAAGCCCGAUGUUGUGCUGAUAAACAAUUUGGUUAACAUUUUUGGAAAAGCAGGUCGCUUGGAAGAUGCACUUAAGCUUUUUGACCAGAUGAGGGCUUGGCAGUGUAUGCCAAAUGUGGUUACAUACAACACUGUAAUUAAGGCUUUAUUUGAAUCCAAAGCUCCAGCUUCUGAGGCUGCUUCAUGGUUCGAGAAGAUGAAGGCAAAUGGUGUUACUCCCAGUUCAUUUACUUACUCAAUUCUUAUUGAUGGUUUUUGCAAAACAAAUAGAGUUGAGAAAGCUUUGUCGCUUCUUGAAGAGAUGGAUGAAAAGGGUUUUCCUCCAUGUCCUGCUGCCUAUUGCAGCCUUAUCAACUCCCUUGGAAAGGCAAAACGAUAUGAAGCUGCAGUUGAGUUAUUUCUGGAGUUGAAAGAGAAUUGUGGACGUUCAAGUGCUCGUGUAUAUGCUGUGAUGAUCAAGCAUUUUGGAAAGUGUGGCCGUCUGAGUGAGGCUGUGGAUCUUUUCAACGAGAUGAAGAAAAUUGGAUGCAAUCCUGAUGUUUAUGCUUACAAUGCACUCAUGUCAGCAUUGGUAAGGGCUGGCAUGAUAGCCGAAGCUUAUUCUACGCUUAGAACCAUGGAAGAAAAUGGUUGCACUCCAGACAUAAACUCACAUAACAUUAUUCUAAACGGCCUGGCUAGGACAGGUCGCCCAGAACAGGCAACUGAAAUGUUUACGAAGAUGAAAGAUUCAUUGAUCAAGCCAGAUGCCGUGUCUUAUAACACCAUUCUUGGCUGUCUGAGCCGCUCUGGCAUGUUUGAGGAGGCUGCAAAACUGAUGAGAGAGAUGGGUUCAAGAGGAUUUGAAUAUGAUCACAUCACUUACUCAUCAAUUCUUGAGGCGGUUGGUAAGGUUGAUGAAGAUUGUGAACCCAAGUUUCCUUGA